AUGGAAUUGGCGGCGUUGGAAGAGGACGAAGGGCCGUUGAUUGUGCCGCAAGGCGGGCUGACAAACAAGACCACUCAGAAGACCUUGGUGCUGGAGCAUGUCGCCCCUGCAACCCGCCUCCUGGAGAAGCGCCGGCAGAUGUUUGAGGUGCAAGAAGAGCUGGAGGCCCAGAAAACCGAGUUUGCUAGGAAAGAGGAGGUCUUCAAGCGACGAGAGGAGGGCCUAAAGAAGAAGGACGCCGAGCUUCAGGAUGCGCUUGUCCGUUUUAGCAAGUUCUUACAGGAGAACAAUUCAAAAAGGACGCGAGCGGAAAAGAAAGCGGCAGACGAAGUCAAGAGCAGAUUGCAAAAGGAGGCGGAGAUCGAGAAGCUGGCGGGGCUGGUGGAGGAGCUGCAGAAGGAGAAGGGCCGCACGUGCCGGAUCGUGGAGCAGAACAUGGCGUACCACAAGUACCUGGAGGCAGUGCUGGACACCGCGGACGAGUACCACGAGAUCAACGACCUCCUCAUGCGGCACGCGACGCUCGAGGCAACCAACUCGGACCUGAAGCAGCAGGCGCGGGUCGCCACUGAAGAGACGGAGAGCCUGCGGGCGGAGCUGCAAGCGUACUCCAAGAGCAAGACGAACGAGAUCCUGAACUUCAACAACGAGAUCAGCCGCCUGAAAAAGGACCUCGAGGCGCAGGAGAAGGAGACCGCAGGGCUGCGCGCGCGCAUGGACUACGCGCUGCAGAACGAGAGCGCCAAGACGCUGGAGCAUGGCCAGGUGUGCAUGGCCACCGAGAACCUGUUCGCCCGUUGCAUCCAACGGUCCAAGGUCAACCACCCGCCCUUCACGAGCCCGGUUGAGCAGCUGUCGGUGAUCGGGGACUUCAUGACCGACCUAGUAUACACGAUUAAGCAGUUUCGGGCGGGGCAGGGGAAGAAAGAACCGACCGGGGGAAAGGAGGGCAAGUCUCCGAGUCCCACCGGGUUGGAAAAGAAAGAGGGGCAUGGGGGAGAGAAGGCGCCACGAACAGAGGGCGCAGGCAGAAAGGAGACUGCCGCGGCAGGCGCCGGGUAG
Klebsormidium nitens is the source of this 1062-nucleotide messenger RNA. NCBI's taxonomy places the organism in Eukaryota, Viridiplantae, Streptophyta, Klebsormidiophyceae, Klebsormidiales, Klebsormidiaceae. The record is from the annotation of a GenBank genome assembly.